AUGAGACGUCAUAGCCAGGCAGAUGAUGUACAGCAGCAGGGUGCAGCCACUUUGGUGCCACAAUCCCCAGACACAUAUUCAAAUGGAUCUAUCACACGGCAUGAGCAGGUGACACUUGAGAUCGCGGGCGAUGAUCAGGAAGAUCUAGGCUACACUCGUACUCUGAUGUAUGGCAGGUAUUCGAGGGAUCUGCAACAAUUUGCUGGCGAUGAGGCGCGAAGACUACGGAAGCUCGCAAAGCUGCGCAAACAGGAGGAUAAGCUGCGGAAUCAGCUAUUCCAGCUGCAAUCAAAUGAGCCUACACACCUGCACAGCAUGUCCGCCUGGAUCUGGCAUCAUUUGUCCGAGCGCCUGAGCAAGGAUUGGAUAUUUCUAACAGCUUGUGGCAUCAUCAUGGCCCUCAUAUCUUUCGCCAUGGAUGAGGGCAUUCGAUUGUUUAUUGAAGCACGUUUUUGGUUCUAUAAUGAAAUCACUGGCGAUCCAUUUGCGAGGUAUUUCGCUUGGGUCGCAGUACCCGUCCUUAUGAUCUUGAUAACCACCAGCUUUAUACAUUACUGGGCACCCCAAGCCGCAGGAUCCGGCAUACCCGAAAUGAAAACUAUUCUGCGUGGCGUUCCCCUUAAGAACUAUCUCACAUUUAAGACCCUGGUGGUUAAGGUGUUGGGCCUCACAUUCGUAUUGGGUAGCGGCAUGCCACUGGGCAAGGAGGGCCCCUAUGUCCACAUUGCCAGCAUCGUGGCACAUCUGUUAAGCAAGUUGGCCACGCCAUUUCGCAGCAUCUACCAGAACGAAUCGCGCAGCACCGAAAUGCUGGCCGCUGCCUGCGCCCUAGGUCUAGGCACCUGUUUCGCAGCACCCAUCGGAGCUGUGCUCUUUAGCAUCGAGGUGACCACCACUUACUUUGCGGUGCGAAAUUAUUGGCGUGGUUUCUUCGGCUGUGUCGUAGGCGCUUCGGCAGUGCGCCUUUUGGCCGUUUGGUUCCAGGGUGCGGACACAGUGACAGCGGUCUAUCCCACCUAUAUAAGCACUGAGUUUCCUUUCGAUUCCAGGGAGCUUGCCUUCUUCGCUUUGACUGGAGCACUUUGUGGAUUGCUGGGCGCUUCCUUUGUCUGGGUGCAUCGGCAUUAUGUGCUCUUCAUACGUUCCAGCACGAAGCUGAACAAGUUUCUGCAGAAGAACCGCCUUUUAUAUCCCGGAAUGCUGGCUCUGCUAAUAUCUACACUGACGUUUCCCCUGGGCACUGGACAAUUCCUGGGUGGGGAUAUUAGCACAGAGAAUCAGUUGACGCAGUUGUUCAGCAACUUUACGUGGACGGAGACACAUCUUAGUGAGAAACAGGCGAAGAUUGUAGCGCAGUGGUCCACCAAGUACACGAGCAUCUUUAGCAACCUCGUAUACUAUACGCUCUACCAUUAUUUCUUAUCCAUUAUUGCCUCCACCAUGGCCGUGCCACAUGGCAUGUUCAUACCAGCUCUGAAGAUUGGCAGCGGCUUUGGCCGUUUGGCCGGAGAGUUCGUCGCCUGGAUGUUUCCGCUGGGCGUGCGCUAUGGCAAGUGCAUGUCCCCAAUAAUGCCCGCAGCGUAUGCGAUUGUGGGUGCGGCUUCCUUCGCCGGCUCGGUGACUCACUCGAUUUCUGUGGCUGUGGUGGUCUUCGAGAUUACUGGACAAAUUGCGUUUGUGGUGCCGGUCCUGGUAGCUGUGCUGGUGGCCAAUGCCGUCGCCUCCCUGCUACAGCCCUCCAUGUAUGAGAGCGUCAUUAUGAUCAAGAAGCUGCCCUAUCUGCCCGAUCUGCUGUACACCAGCUCCUCGAUGUACAACAAGCAGGUGUCCGACUUUAUGUUGCGCGACGUCAAGUACAUUUGGCAGGGCAUCACCUACCAGCAGCUCAAGGAGGUACUCCGCAUGAACAAGAAGCUGCGCUCCAUUCCACUGGUGGACAGUCCCGAGAAGAUGAUCCUAAUUGGCUCUGUGCAGCGGCAGGAGCUAGUGAAAUUGAUCGAGGAACAAAUUGGACGAGAGAAACGCAUGGAAAUUGCACAAAAAUGGCGCGCGGAGGAGCUCAGGGAUCAGGCGGCCGAGCGAAGACCAUCACGCUUUGAGGUCGUACCAGCACCGGAUCCACAAAAAUUAAGUUCGAUGCAGAAUAAUCAGCAGGUAAACGACUCGCUGAACUGCGUUCACAGCGAUUCCAAAGCACGUCAACGCUCGACAUUUCAGUCUAUAUUUAAAAAUUCCACGGACUCCGAUCUCGACCUUGAGCUAGGCUCCAAUGAGCAGCUGCAGCCGGUGGUCAGUCCCUCAAAGCGAGUGCAGCUGAUUGGCGAUCGAGUUGUCGAUAUGUCACCCGAGGGCAAAAAGCUUUGGGAACUGGAUCAAUUGAGCAAACCCAUCGAUUUUUAUAGUGCAUCGGCUCGCAUCGAUCCCUCACCCUUUCAGCUGGUGGAGCGCACCUCAUUGCUAAGAGUUCACUCCCUGUUCUCAAUGAUGGGCGUGAAUCAUGCCUAUGUAACCCACAUUGGCCGUCUUGUGGGCGUCGUCAGCCUGAAGGAGCUGCUCAAGGCAAUCGAAGACAUUAACAAUCAGCGCUUUGAGCCACGCACAGCUCGCGAGCAGCAACCAGAUGUCAAGCCCCUGCUUGGGGGCAGUUACAGUGAAGAGGGCGUUAAUAGCACCGUCACCUCGGUAAACCUAAUGUCUGGCGAAGUUCGAGCAAAUCAUGGGGAGGGAGAAGGACCUGAAGGGGCACACACUGUUUAG
This is a messenger RNA of Drosophila navojoa, 2757 nucleotides long. Its product is annotated as chloride channel protein 2. Gene Ontology annotation, biological process: transmembrane transport; chloride transport. Gene Ontology annotation, cellular component: plasma membrane. NCBI's taxonomy places the organism in Eukaryota, Metazoa, Arthropoda, Insecta, Diptera, Drosophilidae. The record is from RefSeq and is a predicted model, not a curated record. Gene Ontology annotation, molecular function: voltage-gated chloride channel activity.